This is a messenger RNA of Pomacea canaliculata, 498 nucleotides long. Its product is annotated as keratin-associated protein 19-2-like. The record is from RefSeq and is a predicted model, not a curated record. The coding region runs from base 158 to 436 and encodes 92 amino acids. The transcript is spliced from 3 exons. NCBI's taxonomy places the organism in Eukaryota, Metazoa, Mollusca, Gastropoda, Architaenioglossa, Ampullariidae.
ACGAGCGGAUUUGAGGAUGUUUAUGUUCACAUACGCCGUAAACAUAAAUUUGUUUUUCACUUCAGAAUCUUGUAUUUAAGCACAUACAGCACUGCUCCUAAACACACCAUCUCCGUCGAGCUUUCCGUUCACUCUGGGAUCAACGCAUAAUUUCGACAUGAAGACUGUCAUCGCUCUCCUUCUCUGCGCCCUGGUGGCUAGCGCCAUGGGAGGUUACCUUCUUGGAGGACGUGGCGUUGGAUAUGGCGGUUACGGCUACCCAUAUGGCGGAAUUGGUUACGGAGGUGUUGGCUACGGUUUGGGCUAUGGCGGCUAUGGUGGCUAUUAUCCUGGCUACGGAGCCGGCUAUGGCUAUGGCGGCUAUGGCGGUUAUUAUCCUGGCUACGGCGCUGGCUAUGGUGCCGGCUACGGCUACGGCUACCCAAGAAAGGGUUAGAAUGUUCGUUUUGGGUGCAUCUAAUAUUGCUUCUCGUAUCUAAUAAAGACGUGGUGAUCAAA